UUUGAUAAACGCCAAGUUCUUCACAAUCUGUUUAGUCGCUUGGACAUGCAGUGUCAAAACUCUAGAUAUGAAACCUUAAGAUCGUAAAUGUACUAAAUAUUUGCAACACAAUAUUAUUUUUUUACUUUAACGUCACGUAUCGGCAGUAGCAGCUCCACGUUUUCUAAUGUCCCAGUUUCCUUCAAAGGCACCAUUAAUCACGACGGAAACCAAGCGUCAGUUUCUGUGCUACACCGGUAUCGUCUCCGCAAAUACGGCCGUGUAAACGAUGCUAUCGCCAGGACAAUUUACACGGGAGUGAGGCAGAAAAGAAGGAUAUAGUUACGCGAGUUUCUUUUACGAGGAUUUUAACCUUUUUUUGGAUAAGAAAUAUCUCCACUCGUAGUGUUGCAGAACCAUGACAGUAGAGUGUUUGAGGUCUUGGCAGCAGUAGGAGAAACAUCACCGGCAAGGGGGGGGACUGGUUUUUAAUACAAUUGUUUUUUGUUUUGUUUUUUUUCAAAAGAAGACUAUACAAAAUGUUUGAAGCUUCUGGAGUACCAGUCAUCCUGUUGGACAUCUCUUGUCUCAUUCUUGUCGGACUUCCCUUUUUCAUCUUGACUCCUCAACACAGUCCGUUCAAACGAGGCUUCUUCUGUGACGAUGAGUCCAUCCGCUACCCUCUCAAAGAGGACACCAUAUCCUACCAGCUGCUGGGAGGCGUCAUGAUCCCCUUCACGCUCAUUGUUAUCAUCUGUGGCGAGUGCCUGUCUGUGUACCUGUCUCGCAUCAAGAACCAGACCCUGGGCCCCAAAUACAUGGCAUGCGUCUACAAGGCAGUGGGCUGCUACUUGUUCGGGGCGGCGGCCAGCCAGUCGCUGACGGACAUCGCCAAGUACUCCAUAGGGCGUCUGCGGCCGCACUUCCUGGCCGUGUGCAAGCCACUGUGGGAUCGCAUCAACUGCAAAGCGGGAGGAUACGUGGAGAACUUCACCUGCACCGGGGACAAGUUCCUGGUGGAAGAGGCCAGGCUGUCCUUCUACUCCGGUCAUUCCUCCUUCUCCAUGUACUGCAUGUUGUUUCUCGUUCUGUACAUUGAAGCCAGGCUGAAGGCCAAGUGGGCGAGGCUCCUGCGUCCCACCCUGCAAUUCUUCCUGCUCGCCACCGCAGUCUACGUGGGUCUGUCUCGCGUGUCUGAUUACAAGCAUCACUGGAGCGACGUGCUCGCCGGUCUCCUGCAGGGCGGCGCGGUUGCAGUCUUCACUGGGUGCGGCGUGUCCAACUUCUUCGAGCAGCCCGUUGAGAGGGGGGUGUGCCAGGAGGAGGGCGGACAGCACACCUGCUUACAAGAGAACCCGCCCAACUCCAACCACUAUGGCAGCACUGACUGACUGACUGGCUGGCUGUGCACGAGGCAGGUCAAGGGUGCACCCUAGGAAGGGCGUAGGAGGGCUGCACAUGCACUUUAUUGAGAUGCAAAGAGUUUUACAGGGGGGGAGCAUGUUGCCUAUAGAAGGAGUGGCUUUUUACAGCCCAUGCGUGCGCCAUUAUGGAGGACAUGUUAUGAAUGAAUGGAAUUCAAUUUGCUGCAAGCAGGCUUGUCAGAGAGAGACUGUGACUAACAAAACCUCCACCGUCCCUACGUUAAACAAAAACAUUCACAUCUUUUUCUCAUUUUUUAUUGUUUUUACCUUUGGAAGCUCGUACCGUGUGUUUGUACCACGGCGAUGCUGUUGGGAAAUGUAAGGAAUAAAAACGACUUCCGUUUUGCUACUUAUGUUGUGUUUUUUUAUGCGUGUGCACAAAUCUAAUAAGAGCUGAUACAAGACUUGGAGCAAGAUUGAUGCCUUUACAAAGAUAACAAUGCUCAACAGUCAAAGUGCUGUACGCCUCUCUCGUCUAGCCGCCGGCAAAUAACCAUCCUAGUCUCUUAAUUUGUGCCGGAAGUGGAGGUCUCUGUGCAAGACCCCCCUUGGUUUUGUUGUUGCUAUGUUGUACAAUGUACUCGUUCAUUAAUCACCACCGAGUCAGACAGCAAGUGAAAAUAACCAAUGCAGAUAAAUAACCAGAAUACAGUAACUACCGUCAACUAUGACAAAAGCAAGCCUCUCUGCAAGAUGUAGAAGUGUCCAUUUGGCGACAUGCAAACGUUCAGCAACAACAGCUUUCAAGUGUUCACAUCAGUGCGUUUGGACCACAGAAACCACUUGCAUGCAAACAGAUGAGCUUUUUCUUUUGUUAAGCUGUGUUGGUUUCAGUUGACAGUUACGAGUUGAGCAACGCAGCAAAGUAUUGCAAUAAAAGC
This is a messenger RNA of Dunckerocampus dactyliophorus (ringed pipefish), 2284 nucleotides long. RefSeq names its product phospholipid phosphatase 1-like. The transcript has 6 exons. Gene Ontology annotation, molecular function: phosphatidate phosphatase activity. Lineage: Eukaryota; Metazoa; Chordata; Actinopteri; Syngnathiformes; Syngnathidae. The record is from RefSeq and is a predicted model, not a curated record. The coding region runs from base 519 to 1370 and encodes 283 amino acids. Gene Ontology annotation, biological process: phospholipid dephosphorylation; signal transduction; phospholipid metabolic process.